This is a messenger RNA of Indicator indicator, 2388 nucleotides long. Its product is annotated as serine-rich adhesin for platelets-like. The coding region runs from base 1 to 2388 and encodes 795 amino acids. The record is from RefSeq and is a predicted model, not a curated record. The transcript is spliced from 8 exons. NCBI's taxonomy places the organism in Eukaryota, Metazoa, Chordata, Aves, Piciformes, Indicatoridae.
AUGUCCAUGUUCAUGAAGGACCCUGGGCUAGGCAAACCACACCAGCUGGCACUGUGCACAUUUCUCUUUCCCUCUCUGGCUCACCUAAGGCGCCAGGCUGAAUGUGCCAAGACUGCAAGGAUGCAGAUGGCUCUACCUGCAGGCAAACCAUCCAGCACUGCUGCCAACAACCUCUAUGAGGAGCUUGGGGACAGCACCAUGCGAGGAUAUGCACAGCAAGAGCAACAGCAGUUGCUGAGACCUUCUCUUCUCAGACCAGAGGAGCUAAGCAUGGAGUCUGGGAUUGAUCCAGGGCAGGAAUACUAUGGGCAAGAUUACUACAGUUAUGAGCAUGGGUACGAGCUGCCUCAGUACGGGAGCCGCCGAAGGCUGCUGUCCCCUUCAGGGAUGUACGACGAGUAUGGGGAAGUCGUGGUGGAGAAUGAUGGUGGCUACUACUACAGCCCUCAUGGACCAGCAGCAGAUGAGGGCAUGAUGCCAGGCAGAGGUCCUCCAAGCAGAGACAUAAGCCAGAUGGCAGGGCCACAAGUAGAAGGUAGACCUUUAGAUGGUGGGAUGGACCUAAGGCUUGGUCCUGGAAGAGCAUACAGGACCAGCCAGGGCAAGAGGAGGCUGAGAGGAGCCAUGCACUUAAGUCGUGUGGCAGUCAGUGCUCACAAGCCCAUGGGAAGAUCUGAGUCUGCUCGUUCCCGGUGGAAGAAGGCCAAGAUCUUCCCCCUGAUCCUGCAGAAGGUGAAAGGAGGGAGGAAGGAGUCCAGCUACGCCAAGCUGAUGUCAGCUGGCAAAGCAGAGGAGGACAAGAGCAUGAUGAUCAGGGGCAGUUACUUCCAGAAGUCCACGGAUGCCAGGCCCUCCAUGCGAAAGCUCAACCACGUCUUGAAACGCAUCAGCGUCUCCAGGAAGUUCCAGGAGCCCUUGAGCAAAGGAGAAGGAGAGGAUGAGUCCAAGUCAGGGGUUUCAAUAAGCAUCACGGCGGAGAGCGAGCACGAGGACAGCGAUCAGGAGAGGAAGAGGAGAAGAUACACUUCGGAGGAGUCAUCCAGCUCCGAGUCAGAAGACAAAGACUACUUGAAAGUAACUCUGGACCAAGAUGAAGCCACUGAAAGUACUGUGGACUCGGAUGAAGACUUUGGAGAGUCGGACGAGGAAUCUGGAUCCAGCUCUAGCAGCGAGUCGGGGGAGGACUCAUCUGAAGAGGACGAUGAUGAGGAAGACUCUAGCAGUGACGAGGAUGGUAGCCUGUCGGUGAGCUCAUCUACCCAAAGCUCCUACAGCAAGUCAGGGACCAGUGAGUCCAGCAGCAGAAGAAGCACUGAAAGGUCCAGCACAAAAAGCAGGCCAGGCAGCAGCCGUGGCAGGGCCAGGAGAUCCAGCCAGAAAUCGAGCGUGAGCUCUACUGCGUCAGGUAGUGACAGGGACACGAGCUACAGGAAAACUUCAGGAUCCAGCUACAAGAGCAAAACCUCCUCUGCCAGCCUGGAGAUAGAAGACACGAUAGAAGAAGUGUCAGAAGAAGAUGAAGAUGAAGAAGAUGUGGAGCAAGAGAUGGCAGAUAACUCCAACAAGGCAGGCGCUCAAAAGUCUAGCAAAGCAAAAACUGCUGUUCCUGAAGGCAAGGGAGGAAAAGCAGCUCCUCAUGGGGAGGGUAGCCUGGAUGAAGGCACAGAAGAGGCUGACACAGGUACUAGUAACAGGGAGGAAAGUGUGAGCAAGAAUGAAUCUUCCUGCCUGGAAAGUGAAACCAGUGCUACUUCCAAAGGGAGCAAAAGCAGGAGCACUUCUGGCCAAACUGCCACAUCCCCUGACACUGAGAAGCAAAAUUCUGACACCACUUGGGCCAGAAAGAAAAGGAUCAAGCUGAUAGUGGACCCAGAGUAUGAGACCGGCUCCACCGGAGAAGACAGCGCUCCUGAUUCCAGCCAGAGGAAUCGCCUCAGCAACCCCAGCAGCCAAGCCAACGUCAACGGGAACCUCUACAUCGCCCAGAACGGCUCUGUGGUCAGAACCCGGCGCAGCUGCCUGGCCAAUAACUUAAAAGUCACCUCUCCAGUGAGGCUGGGCAAACAGUUCAGGAAACUGGACAAGCUGGCAGUGACACAGGAGGAGAGCGUGCCACUGAGCACGUUGUCCAGGGGGCCGGCUGCCGGCGACAAAAUGAACACGAGGCCCUGUGGUGUCUCCUUCGCCUCCUCGGCUGCCGGAGCCGAGGGCUCGGUGGCGAAGGCAGGGGGCUCCAGAAUCAAAAGCACAGAGGAGCAGGAGUCACUUGUUGAUGGUGAGGACAGCAAAGAGCCCUUGGAGUCACACAGUGAACACACACAGUCAGACGAAGAGGAGCUCUGGAUGGGCCCCUGGAACAACCUUCACAUACCAAUGACAAAACUGUGA